AUGUCGCGAAUCGAGGAGCUCCCUGAUGACUUUGAUGAGUCCCUUAAUCUCAAUGAGAUCCCUCCUGCGAUCGCGCAAGGCCUACCGAAAACCGGCUCCGAUGCAUUCGCCGCAUCAAAUGAUGCGCCAUUCGGAAAUGACUCCUUUGUGCCGAAUAUUCCUCCUAAGAUGGAAUCGCCCCAGACUCAUGAGGAGCUCUUAGAUAUGAUGAACAAGACUCCACUAUUCAUGACUGAUCUUGAAAAUGCCGGUGAUGAGAACGGCGAAAAUGUUAUGCUGGAUGCGCUUACGGCGCUGCAAAAUGAGGGUACUCGGGCCGAUGUUGCGCAAAGCUUCAAGGAGCAAGGCAACGAAGAGGUUCAAGUGAAACGGUGGAUCGAUGCCAAGGAGAACUACACAAAGAGUAUUGCUGUCAUCUAUGCGAAGGAGGAUAAGUGGGAGCAGCCCGAGGAUCCUGAGGUGGAGAAGAAGACUCUUCGUCAAAUGGAGGAGCUAUCACAUAUCAACCGGGCUUUGUGUAAUCUUGAGCUAGGAAACUACCGCUCUUGCAUCUCCGACUGUGCUACUACUAUUAAACUGAACCCUAAAAGCGUCAAAGCUUAUUAUCGCUCUGCAAUGGCCUUGUUGAAACUUGAAAAGAUUGUCGAAGCUGAAGAUGCUGCCGCCAGAGGAUUGGCAGUCGACUCCGAGAACAAGGGUCUUCAAACAGCCGCCCAGAAGAUCGCUGAACGCAAGGCCUUGAUCGAGCGUGCCGCCGCCAGAAAGAAGGCGGAAGCAGAUCUGGCUCGCAGACAUAACCUGGUUCUUAGCACCGCUCUGCGUGCCCGUGAGAUCAGAACCCGCAAGACCGAUCAACCCCCUGAGAUGGAGGAUGCGAAGAUCAGGCUGGUUCCUGACCCUCUUUCUCCAGAAAGCUCUGUCGAGUUUCCCGCUGUCUUCCUUUACCCCAUGGAUGCCCAGUCCGACUUUAUCAAGGGAUUCUCAGAACUGCACACCAUUACGGAUCAUUUGGAUUAUAUGUUCCCUCUGCCUUGGGAUAUGAAGAAGGAGUAUACUAUUUCCGGAGUUGAGUGCUUCAUGCAGACUGUAUCUGGUGGCCUGAUCAAAGCAGGCAAGAAGCUUCCUUUGCUGCAGAUCCUUAGUGGCGGCAAGGUCGAGGUUGUGGAUGAAAUGGUUCGCAUUUUCAUUGUGCCGACAUCGAAGACAGCUGCAUUCAUUGCGGAAAUGAAGGCUCGCAAGAACAACUGA
Messenger RNA from Penicillium malachiteum, 1248 nucleotides. Its product is annotated as HSP70/90 family co-chaperone CNS1. Bases 1 to 1248 code for a protein of 415 amino acids. NCBI's taxonomy places the organism in Eukaryota, Fungi, Ascomycota, Eurotiomycetes, Eurotiales, Aspergillaceae. Gene Ontology annotation, molecular function: Hsp90 protein binding. The record is from RefSeq and is a predicted model, not a curated record. The transcript is spliced from 3 exons. Gene Ontology annotation, biological process: protein folding.